This is a messenger RNA of Pygocentrus nattereri (red-bellied piranha), 4844 nucleotides long. It is a transcript of the gene def6c, whose product is annotated as DEF6 guanine nucleotide exchange factor c. The coding region runs from base 256 to 2250 and encodes 664 amino acids. The transcript has 13 exons. Gene Ontology annotation, cellular component: nucleus; cytoplasm. The record is from RefSeq and is a predicted model, not a curated record. NCBI's taxonomy places the organism in Eukaryota, Metazoa, Chordata, Actinopteri, Characiformes, Serrasalmidae.
CCUAUUCUCCAGCUUCUUGUUCAAAUUUCCCCGUUCCCCCUUAAAUGGCUGCACCCGUUCCACCUUAGAUGACUGCACCGUUUAAUAACCGUCGAACAAGAAGCUGAAGAAUAGGAAGCCACCCUCGGGCCAGUUGAUAUGAGAAGCCCUGGACUUCAUUCAGCGAAGUAGAGCAGUCUGAGCGCAGGGACUGUGAGACAGACAGACGCGCACGCACAAAUAUACGGCUGGCCCUCUUCACUUCGGCAUGGGACCAUGGAUCUGAAGUCCGAGUUGCUUAAGUCCAUCUGGUACGCGUUCACGUCGCUGGACGUCGAGCACAGCGGGAAGGUGUCGAAGUCUCAGCUGAAGGUGCUCUCCCACAAUCUGUACACAGCUCUGAACAUCCCCCAUGAUCCUGUGGCCUUGGAAGAGCACUUCCAGGACAAUGACAAUGGGCCGGUGUCCAGCAACGGCUAUAUGCCUUACCUCAACCAGUACAUUCUGGCAAAGGCCACCGAGGGUACAUUCAACAAGGAGACAUUUGAUGACCUGUGCUGGAUGAUGACCGCUAAGAAGAAUUUGAAGCCUACUGUUUCACAGGGGUUGUGUUCACAAAGAGACUGCUUUAAACUCUUCUGUCUGUUUAAUCUGCUGUCUGAGGACCGUUACCCACUUGUCAUCAUCCAGCCUGAGCUGGAGUACCUCUUGAAGAAAAUCUCCACUGCAAUGGGCCAGGAGUGGGAUGGUAAGCUGCUGGAGCUCCUGCUGGCCCAGGAGCCCUCUCUGCAGGAUGGUCUAUCUGUAUGGGUGUUCCUGGAACAGAUGAGUGCAGGACACCUCAUGCCAGUGGACAGUAAAGAGGCCUUUAGCCUGGCCCUAGAUGAAGUCUUCAUGGAGAUGUACCACAAUGUAUUGAAAAAGGGUUACAUGCAGAAAAAGGGGCAUGUACGUAGGAACUGGCAGGAGCGCUGGUUUGUUUUGAAGCCUGGCAUCCUGGUCUACUAUGUCAGUGAGGAUCAGAAAGAGAAGAAAGGCGAGGUGCAGCUAGAUGGAAGCUGUGUGGUGGAGACCAUCCCUGAUAAGGAAGGGAGGCGCUGUUUGUUCUGUGUGAGGACUCCUGGCAGGACUUACGAGAUGAGUGCUUCAGACCAGAAACUGAGACACGAGUGGAUUCAAGCUGUGCAGACAGCAAUCCGACUGAAGGCAGAAGGGAAAAGCUCACUGCACCAUGAGCUGAAGUUGCGCAGGCGAGAGACGCGGGAGCACAGCCAAAGCAUCAGCCAGAUCGGCCCGAGCAGACAGAAUAGCCAGAACAGCAGCCAGAGUGUCCAGAGCAGACCGAGCAGCCAGAGUGAGCCCCCUGCUGAGGUGCAGCAGCCUAGCUCUGAGUUGCACCAUGGGGAGCAAGAGAGCAAGGAGCCAGACAUAGAGAUCAUAGACAUCAUCCAACAACAUCUAGAAAAGGAGGCACAGCGCAAAGAGGAGGAGGCGCAGGAAAAAGAGAAGCAUAAACAGAAACAGCAAGAGCUGGAGAGACAGCUUGAGGAGGCUAACACAGCCAGGGAGAGCAUGGUGGCUGAGCUAGCUAAAAUGGAAAAGGAGGUACAACAGCAGAAGAAGAGGAUCCAGGAGCUGGAGCUCACUCAGCAGAAACUUGAAGAGGCCCUCAACUUGCAGAUUCAGGCCCGAUUGGAAGAGGAGAAAGUUCGACAUGAGCUCGAGAGGCAGCUGGAGGAGGAGCAGAAAAAGCUCACCGAGUUGCUGCUCCUUCAGAAACAACUGGAGACACCUGCUCCUGCAGAGAAGAACCCGAAGGAGGUGCUGGAAUCAUUAAAGGACGAGGAGCACAUCCCCCUGCCUGCCUCCUCAUUUUCAUCUUCCUCCUCUUCCUCUGUGCCUACUCAAUCCUGUAAACCCCAGCCAGCUUCUCACCCAGCCCCUCCACCAACAGGAAUAGCAGAGACCCACCAUUACAACUUGGAGAAAAUAUCAGACAGCCAUUCUAAUGCUCAGUAUAUGAGACAGUGGAAUAUCCAACUGAACCGCCUCUUGAAGCCUAUCACACCUGCUGAUAAGAUUGAGCGUAUGCCAGUGAAGACCAACUGCCCCAAACAAAGCCAGGCACUCACCAGCACAGAGUUCAUAAACAAAUUUCAAACAACCAUUGCUCAGGAAACAGAGUUCUCCAACAGCCAGUCACCAUACAAAAGCGAGGAGGGAGGCCCCCAUGAGCCAACCACUUUCUCUGAGGAGGAGGAACCACACUGAGGACAAGUUGAAGAGAUCACAAUAAUACAAUAAAAUAUAAUAUAAUAAAAUCAUCAACAAAACCAUAAUGACUAAAAGAUGCCCAAGUUACAGUGCUGUGACAAAGUAUUUACCCCUUCCCAAUUUCUUUUAUCUUUGCAAAUUUGUCACACUUGAAUGUUUCAGAUUUUUUUUUUUUCAGAUCAGACUUGCCUCAGUUAAGAUCAAUGUGCACAAUUCCACAAUAAGACACAGGGCAAAAAUGGCAUCUGUGGGUGAGUUGCAAGGGGCAAAGCACUGCUGACCAAAAACGCAAAGGCUCAUCGCACAUUUGCCAAAAACAUCUAGAUGCCUUUUGGCAGGACAUUCUAUGAACCGAUAAGUCAAAUGUAGAACUUUAGGAAAACAGGUCCUGGUGUAAUGUGGUGUAAAGCUAGUACUGCAGUCCACCUUCAAAAUUCCCAAAUUACUCCACAGCAAUGUAAAAGACUCAUCACAAGUGAUCACAAAGUUACUACUGCCAAGAGUGUCACAACCACUUAUUAGGACUAGGGGGGCAAUGACUUUUUCGCAUGGAUGAUAAAGGUUUUGAAUAAAUCCUUAUCUACAAUGAAUGGAAUGACCAUUUAAAAACUGCAUUUUGAGUUUACUUGACUUGUCUUCAUCUUAUAUCAAAAUUAGUCCAAUGAUCUGCAACUUUUAAUUGUGACAUAUCAAAAACAGAUGAAAUUGAACAGGGGCAAAUACUUUAUCACAACACUGUAUGAAAUCGUAGUGAUUUUUUCUGCUCUUUGUUGCAAGCUUGCCAUGUCCUACAAAAUAAUGGAAUAAGCUAAUAAUGAAAGGUAUAAAUUACCACCUUACUGCACUUAUCCAGCAUUUAAUAUGGCCAGAUCCAUUAUUUUGCUAUUGUUCAAAAAUGUCACACACACUGCGUAUUUCUUGUUUCAGUAUUUGCUAGCUACACCAGCUAUUGUUUCCCUCUAUAGCUCUACAGGACAAAAUGAUACAGCCAUCUCCAUCAGACUGUGAAUUCUAUAUGGGGCCAAUCUUCAAAGGGCUGAGACCCUUUCUCUUUAAAAAAAAAAACAGGCUUGCUCCAUUGCUCUGGUAUUGGUUAGUAGUGCCUGUUGAUUGUGAUUCUCUGAAUGUCCAGUAGAUGGGACACUUGUUCUGGGAUUUGCUGUGAUGUGACCUGAAAAUACCUCUUAGUGUAAGUGUUCUCUGUUGCACAUUUAAAGCCUUUGUGCUUUUUGCAAUCUUUUUUUUUUUCUCGUCUGGCUUUACACUUGAGUUAAAGGGGAAAUAUGCCACAUUUUCUAAAUUCCUGCAUGAUUAAUUGGUUAAGAUGUAAGCAAAGUCAUUCAGAGUGGUUUGAUAUGAAAUGCUCCAUUUCAGAUAAACUUACAGAGUCAAAAUUGUUCACAGUGGUGUUGAUAGGAACCAGACAUCCUAAACGUUUAAAAAGCUCCCUCAUGUGAAGUUAUUACCUUAAAUAGUUAUAGAUGUGCAGCCUGGUAUCUGAGACAUUGUUUUCCAGUUGCUCUGAGCUUAAAUAUGUGUUUAAAAUUUAUUCAUGAUGGAGGCGUUUUGAGGCAAAAUAAUCUCCAAAGUAACUUACUUUCUCAAAUUUGCCACUGUUUAUCUUCACUCGAUCGUUGUAUAAAAGCUCAGAAGGCACAGGUACGAUCACGGUUGGUUUUCUCUACAAUUAACCAUUUAACAUCAAACCACUCUGAAUGACUUUAUUAUAUACGGUGAAAGAUUCGUCAGCCUCUUCUUUGUGCUGCUGAUAAUGGUUUGCCCAACAAUUGCCAAAUCAAACCCUUCCAGAAACAGGGAUGCCCCUCUUUCGUGCUAAAAGGAGAAAAUAAUGGUGUUGUCUAUAUUUGGCUCUGUGGAGGCUGGCGAGUAAGUGGGGCUCAGUUUGUGGUUGGGAGACAUCACUGUGGAGAAGAUGAAUGAUGUCUUUCUAUGUUGGUUUUGGGUAGUAAUCAAUAGGCUGCCUGUAAAUGAUCUUUGAGAAAUAGCCAUGGCUGUCAUUUUUCCAAAACGGAAUCUUUUCCGUUCUGGGUUGGAAUAUUUCUGUCUAUAUACCUACAGACUGAGUGGCAUUGUAGAGAAUCUACAGACAUUCAGGAGCUCUUGGAAUCUCCCCAACGUUUGCCUAGUCUUGUUAUACAUGUUAUUUUUAACAACUGAUAGCUCACUUUUUUCUCAUGUGCCUGGAAACUGUAAGGGCACUGUGGAAGAUGUGUUACCCUAACUCAGCAUUAGCACCAGCCUUCACCACACAACCAUUCUGUGGCUUUGUAGCUCAAACCUACAAACUUGGAAACACCAUGUGCCAGUUUCAGUCCAGUUUCGUGCUUUGAGCUACAGACGAGCUUUGUUUUCACCUCACUGUGUCCAGGAAGACCAAAGCAUCUGUCUUGUGUGUGUAUGUAUUCAGUACAGGAACUGUGUAAUGCUGUGCUGUUCUGUAAUUAGUGCCAGCAUGCUGUGCAGUGAGUGUAAUAUUGCUGUGUCAUAAACCAGAGUCAGCAGAUUUUAGGUGAAUAUCCUGGAAAAAAGUGUUUUCCUUUCUUUUUUUAAAUAAAAAAGGUUGAUGUGCA